AGCGACACUCCAACAACGGUUUUCGACACUUAGAAACGUUUCCAAAAGAGUAAUGAAUUUAGAAACAUAAAGUGUUUUGAUGACUCGUACAGUUUUUGUAGCAGGCAGGCAAUAACUCCCUUCUAGAUUUGUUUUGUACGCCGUGAAAAAUUUAUGACCUCGAUACCAACAGCGAAGACAAGAAAAAGCUGUGCCGCACCACGAGCACGACUCUUUGUGCGAUUGCGUACACCGACACCAUUGUGUGUCACCACAUGAUAUGCCUAUGCUGAAUCAUACAGAUAAAGAUAUCUGGUAGAAGUUUUUCUUCCCCUAUUAGUACAUCAAGAUGGCCACAAUCGAGGCGCUGCGAAAGGCGGAGCAGGCUUUCCGGGCUCUGGACGAGUGCAGCGAGGCAAAAGAGAAGCUGAAUCUGCUGCUCCGCAUUGAAAAGUUCGUUCUGGUAGACGACCCCAGUUACCGGUGCAUCGAGGCGGUGCUGCAAAAUUUUUUGCACCUCCGCCACUAUGACUCGCGGCCGCCGCCGCUCCGGCGCUACCUGGCGUACUUUCUCGAGCAGGUGGCGCUGCGAAAGUCAAAAAUGGCGCUGCGGUGCGUCCCCGCCUGCAUCUCCUUGUUGGAAGACCCGGACAGCCUGACGAGGCAGAUCGCCAUCCAGUCCGCCCGCAGUUUGCAGAGCCGCGCUCUAUUACUGAUCGCAAAAGCGAGUUCGGCGCAGAGCAGCAACGUAGAGGCCGCGUGCCAGGCCUUGGCGCAGCUGCAGGAUCGGAUCUGGAAAAUUCUGGAGUACAGCGUGCAAAACCUCGCCAACGACCAAAGUAAGAGCACGCCGUUCCACCAAGCCUGUCUCUUUAUCGCGCACCAAAUCAUCAUCACCACCUCAUCCGCGGUCUUCGUGCGUCCCAGCAUCGGCGCGGAGCAGCGCGGCGUAGCGAGCAUCGAGGACAUCCCCCCAAACGACUUUCUGUCCCCCACACACCUCAUAUGACAAUGCACAACUCCAUCUCAUCCCCCCCAUUUGUGAUGCAAAAUACCAAAUCCACUCUUGGCUUAUUUGUGGCACUACAUGCAUGACAAGUUUUCGAAGCCCAAAGUAGUGCCCUACAAUCCACCGCGCGUGUAUUUGUCAUGCGACAGCCACAUUUGUACCACUGCUUGUGUUGCCCUUCAUGCUACAGAAAUGAGGGGGAGGGGGAGUUGUGCACUGUCACACCUCACCGAGCGGGCCACGGAGCGGCUGUCCGGGCUAAUCACGCUUCUCGACCAGUGCCUGACCCAGCCCCAGGCCCAGAGCAACCCGGACCACGUCAUUUCCCUGUUGGACGCGCUGUCAGUCAUCGGUCGGUACCGGCCGCAGAUCUUGUCUCGCGUCUUGGAGGCCUUCCAAAAAUGCAUCGGCCAGGACCCCUGGCUCGACACUUUACUAUCGUUUCACGUGCGGUAUCACAUGCAAAAAUGUCUGGGUCUGGAACAAAUCAACUUGUCAUGCUAUAUCUGAAUGAUGUAAAAAUCUGUGUUGCGUGAUUACCAAAAGCUGUCCACUUUUAACCUAAUCGAGAGGCGGUUUCUCAUGCAGGAUAGGCAUGAUAGAACUCCCACAGAAUCUCUCAUGCUAUGUCCUUCAUACCAGACCUCAUGGGUCAUGGAAAACCUGCGUGACAAGUCUGGCACUCUCCCAGACCCAGACACUUUUGCAGUUGAUAUGCGGUCCUUUCUCGCGUGUCCGCUCGACGGCGACUACCACGCGACCUGCGUCCACGUCUUGAAGCGGAUCGACCCGACCAGUGCGGGUAAAAUAAAAACUGCUUGAUGAAUUUUCUUGUUGCUUUGUACUAGUAGGUUGAUGAUUCAUCUGCUUUGAUGUCGCUGUAAAUUUAUAUAUCUUGUUCGGAAGUAGGACAUGAUGUUUUAUCAACGCCGAUGCGGGUGCGACGACAGAAAGCCGCGAUGAUAUGAAUAAGCUUUUUAUUGUGCUGCAUGUUGACUUGCAUGAUCUCCUAAUUGCAGUAUUCUGAGUAUUUGCAAUUCCACCAAGCUGCUCCUGCUGCAUUCUAUUUUAGGUCUUCCCAUGGAGAAUUUGAUUGCGGUGGCGCGGCAGGAUCAGCUGCGCGCGAAAUAUUCCGAGAAGCGACGCAACCCAUUGGUGCAGGAGAUUCUGGAGUAUCCACAUGAAAUUUUCCGUACACGUACAGACGCUGUUCCUGCAUGACAAAACUUGCCUUCAGCAUUAGGCUACUUAGUCAGCAUGACAAGUUCUUUGACCCGACUCCACCAGGUUAAUAGCGAAAUCAUUUGUCAUGUAUUUUGUGCAUGUACGGGAAGUUUGUAUUGCAUACGAAGCUGCCCUUUGAUGGCGACACGCUGCUGGGGACGGAGCAAGUCGUGUCCGCGUCGGAAUUGGUAGAAACCGACCAGACCAAGUACGUCGAACCGUAUACACUGAUGACUCUGCGGCUGAACCCCAAGGACGCGGCUCGCGUGUGCCUCACCGGCUUGGAAAAGCAGCUCGACUCGGCGAAGACGUUUGAGCAGCCGCUGCGCGCGACGAAGGAUCUGGAGGCUUUGCCGAGUACCGGAGGCGCCGCGGUAGCUGGCGGCGGAGGAAAAGUGGGAACCCAGGGGGCCGCCACCCUCGUUCCCGGGAGCGGCAAGGUAGUCACUGCGGACUCCUUCCUGGACGAGGCCGACCAGGAGGUGGCGGACCCGCGGGCGAGGAAACGGCAGAAGAUUAAGGAUAGCACGAAGGAGCAGUACCUGGACACCACGGUGACGCAGUUCGAGGGGUCGGCAGGGCAGCAGCAGAUCCAGGGUAUGCAACAGAUGGUCUUUCACGAGGUGCUGCAGGCCCGGUCCCGGAUGAUGCGGAGUCUGCAGGCCAGCUGCGUGGCCUAUCAAAUGCAAAAAUGUCUGGGUCUGGAAACUUGUGAUGCCGGGUGGCGUAUCAUGAGGAGGCCACAAGUGCUGGCUCAGCAUGACAAGUUUCUGAGCUUCUAGGUGUUGCCUCUUCUCUAGAGGUUGUGCGGGAUAUUCAGUUUUUGUUAUCCCGGGACAUUUGUGUUCCUUACCCACUUCCUCAUUUCCUGGUUGACCAGUUGGUAUGGUCGACUAUAGGUGCCACCCUCGUUUCUCACCUCCAGGGGCCCUGGGCUCACCUCACCAGUGAUGUUUCACUUGGCGGAAGUUGACAGGGUUCUACGAGCUAUUUUGGGUGUCUAUUGUCUAUUGCCUCUUCCGCAUGACAAACUGCGUUUCUGCAUGACAGAAAAAUAGGGCUCUUGGGUAAUGUGCAUGACAAAUUCAAGAGUCAUGUGAGACAAGCAUGACAAACUUGCAUUCUUCCAGACCCAGACAUUUUUACAUUUGAUAUGGCCGACUCAGCGCUGAAACAGUUCGACCAGAUGAAUAACCGUGUGGUUUCCCACCUCGCCAGUUUCAUCGAAGACCCUCUGUUGGAGGAGGUGUUUUACGGGAAAGCCAUCGGCAAGGCGCUGGUGAAAUCGAACGAUAUCCUGUGCACAAGUACCGUACUCGUAUCUAUAAAUGCAGGUCUUGCAUGACAGAUCUGCUUUUUUAGCUUGUUCUGCAUGACAAAUUUCAUUUUUCCUUAAACGAAAAAUUUGUCAUGCGUUUUGUACUAGUCCGAUGCUUUUGCAAUGCAUAAACGACACGUGGCAGCAAGACAUCCUGCCCCUCUUCUAUGCCAAGUACGCCUCCACGAUCCAGCGUACCAUGGAGGACCGGUCCCGGCUCAAGGUCGCGUAUCAUAUGUAAAAACGUCCCCACACCAGAGUCAAGAUGGGAACGUAGCAACACAAAUCGACGAGUUUUGGGAGCCACGCAUGACAACUUGCAGUCCGUAGAGUAGUGCAUGUUACUAGCAACGACAACCGCAUCACGAAUCCAUCUGCCUAUCCUGUUUACAGCAUUACGAAUUCCAAAACACGAUUGGAAACGCCUCUCAAGGAGAUGCGCAUUACAAAUCUUCCUGUAAUCGCAAAUCUGCAUGACAGCUCUGGGGUGGGGACAUUUUUCCUCAGGAUAUCGCGCUGGAAGUGGCCAGCGACCACGACUUCAGCUAUGCGAGCUUGUUCUAUCACAGUGCACAACAUGCUACUCCCCCUCGUUCUCAUUUCUCAUGCAAAGCACCCAAUCCAGCACACUUUCCCUCCUUUCACUAUUAUGCAUGACAAGUUCUGGUAGCCCAAAUAGCGCGACAAUCCAGUCGUGCAAUUUAAAUUUGCCAUGCAAAACCGGCAGUCUUGCUGAUGCUUGUGUUGCCCUUCGUGCUGAUAUACUACCAAUGAGGGGGAGGUGGGGGAGUUGUGCGCUGUCAUAUGUUCGACCUCUUUCUGCGCGUGUACGCCAAACAGUUCGGGACCGUGACGAAAAAGGAGCUCCGCGAGUUCUUCGGCCUCCUGCCCUACCUCCCCGAGUCGUUGUUCGCGAAGCUGGAGGGCCAGUGCCACCACGAGGGCACGCGGCGGCAGGCGCUGAUCACCUGCUUCUACGUGGCCGAGAAGUUUCCGCAGGCCCGCGCGCAGGCGAUGCGGGUGCUGUUCAAGAUGGCGUACACCCAUCUGAGCGAGGGCCCGAUCACCGACGAAUCCACCUGCCAAACCGCGACCCGGUUUCUGGUAUCCACAGUAAAUUUCCCGUACACGUACAAACGCAGUCUCUGCAUGACAAAACUUGCCUUCAAACCUAGUCCAGCAUGACAAGUUGGACUCUGCAAGGUAGCGAAAUUUGUCAUGCAUUUUGUACAUGUACAGGAAAUUUACAUUGCAUAUCUGGCCGGAAAAGUCUACUCGCCGCAAGACAUGCUUUCGAAGAAGAAAACGGAGGAGGAAGGGGGGGAAGCUGGAGUCGUAGAACACCAAGCUUCCUCCUCCUCGUCAUCCACGACAGGAGCUGCCCAGCACCAAGUGGCCGACACGAACAUGAACAGCGUGAUUGCGCUGGAUGCGCUGAAAGGCAAGGACCUGGAGGAUCUCGCGACGCAGAUGCUGCGGAGUAUGGUCGGGUACCAGAAGUUUGGCGAAACGCUGCAUCUAUGCAUUGGAAAAGCAUCGUACUCGUACUAAUCGCAGAGGACGCAGUCGUGCAUGACAAAUUUAGCUGUUAAGGUAAAUCCGCAUAUACAAAUUCAAUUUAAUUUGUAAUGCUAAGCCAAAGUGUCAACAUGCGAUUUGUACUAUGACGAUGCUUUUGCGGUGCAUAGCCUCCCUCCGGGUACGUGCGGCAGAUUGUCGAGGAGAUUCUAAACAACCCCCACGUCGUGCCGGGCACGCAGCGCCACUGGCUGUUUUUAGCCAUGAGCAUCAAGAAACCGUUACUGCUCACACAGCUGCUGGAGGUCUACUCGAUCGCGGAGCAACAGGCCGGCCCUCUGGAUAUGAAAGCCUCGUCAGGUUGGAAAUCCUCAAAGUGGAAAUAAUUUGUAAUGCAAAAAAACGGCUCCAGUUGAAGUGCCAUUUCUAGUCGGCGCAUGGCAAAUUUUCCGGGCACUCAAAGCAUGUCUGUCAUGCUAGGUAGGCAAAGGGGUGCCCUUUUCUCGUGCUAAUCAGCAGCCCAAUUCUGAACCCCUAGCAGGACAAUAGUCGGUCUCCAUUGUCGUGUCCUCUGCAAUACAGUCUUUUUCGCCUUGCAUUUCAUGCGUCACAAAUUAUUUCCACUUUGAGGAUUUCCAUUGUGAGGCUUUCAUACUGGAGGCUGUGAAGGACACCCUCGCGGAGCACAUUGGCGAGGCCGUGAAGCUAUCAAAUGCAAAUAAAAGUAUCAUGUCUACUGGUGGGCCUGGAUCAUGUAGUUGCGUGCAGAUCUCUGGCAUGCUGGUUUUGCUUCAUCACCCUGCACAACUUGGUCUGGCAUGCAAGUUGUCCUAGCACCACAUUUUUUUACAAGGCCUGCCAAUAAAUUAUGCCUAAAUGAUCCGCAUGGGCAUCGGCAUGAGCAGAACUCAUACAAAUACAAGCGUCCUCUUUAUUCGGUGACAAGAAGCGCAACAGCGGGAGGCUUUUGCUGUUUAUGCAUGACAGAUUUUCGUACAACGAUCUGAAAUGCGCCGCGUCACGAGUCUGCAUGUCUCCAACUCCAGACGAUCCAUAGUACUACGUACACAUUUGCAAUGCAUAGAAGCACAUUGACCCCGAGGCGCAACAGGGGACGGAGCUGCUGGAGGUGAUCGGCGCCACGGAGCGGGUGAACGCUAUGGCAUUCUCAACUGUUACAUUCUCAACUGUUACGUGGAUUUGUGAUGCAAGAAUUGGAAAAGUGAAAGGGGAGAGGUUGGCUUUGCACAGAUUUAGGUGCUGUUUAGCCCUUCGCAAAUUUGUCAUGCGAAGCAGCUUUCCAGUGUGAAUCUUGAUGGUAGUUCUGCAUGACAAAUUCAUGUAACAGUUGAGAGUGUAACGGUUGAGAGCGCCAUAAACGCGCUCGACCUGGUCGGAAAAAUGCUCCAGAUUUUGCUGCAGGAGCGACUGGACACGUACGCGCAGGCGAGCACCGACGAGGAGCGCAAGGCGCGCCCCAUGAACCUGCCUUUCCGGUUUCGCGACGUGGUGUUGGCCAAGUACGAGAGUCUGGGCAACCCGCGCCUGCUGAUGCCGAUCAUCGCCCUGGUCCCGCGGAACGACUGCGUGCGGUACUUAACCGAUUUGCUGACGUCGAGCAAGAUGAGCGGGGAAGACGUGAAGUGGAUCAUUCGCCACCUGGUCCGGAUAUCCUGUGCAAAAGUAUCGUAUUCGUAUGAAUGAGAAUGUGAAUGCAAGUCUUGCACUACAAAUCUUUGACUUAAGGCAAAUCCGCAUGACAAAUUUUAUUUCUCACGCUGGGGGAAUUUGUAACGCAUUCAUACGACGAGUACGAUAUUACUUUUGCAAUGCAUAUCGGAGUUCCAACCACGAAACCUUGGUGGGGGAGGUGGACGCCAACUGUCUGGGGGUCGCGGUAUUCUGUGCAAAAGUAUCGUACUCGUAUUGCAGUCAUGCAUUACAAAUCCUUUUGUUAAGGUAAAUCCGCAUUACAAAUUUUAUUUCUCAUGCCGAGGAAAUUUGUAAUGCAUUUAUACGAAUACGAUACUUUUGCAGUUCAUACGCGGAGCUACUCAGCGAAAUCCACCAUUUGAACACGACCUUGUGCGACCUGGUCCCGUAUCAAGUGCCAAAAAUGUCUGGGUCUGGAUGUGAUGCGCAUUUCACAACACAGACAAAUCUCUCAUGCACAGGCAGCAAAAGGCGCCCACUUCCUGUCACCAAAAUGGGGAAUUUGUCAUGCGGAUUAAGCAAUUCGGAAGCUACUUCUCGAAGUCUGUGAUGCUAGGGCUUCCAUGACAGACAUUUUGUGUCAUGCAAAAACAGCAUGACAAAAAUCUGCAUUCUUCCAGACUCUCCAGACACUUUUGCAAUUCAUAUCCCGACCGCCAAGGCGGUGAUUUGUCUGAACACGAUGCACGAGCUGCUCGAGGCCGACGAAAUUGAUGUCUCGCGGUACGUGUUCGCGCUCCAGAGUCUGGCGGAAGAGGAGGAAGAGGCGGUGGGGUUCCCCACCUUGAUGUUCCGGACGUUGAUUCGACUGCAGAAGCACACUAUCAAAUGCAAAUAUAUAAAUAUGUAGUCUGGGUCUGCCUCUGGAAGAUUACGAGAUUUGUCAUGCAGUUUUUCCAAGUUCCACCAAGUCUGGAAUGCAAAGCAUAGCAUCACAGGUAGUUCUGCAGCGCCUUGGCGAUGCCUAUACUGCAUGAGAAAUGCUGCCCUCUCAGCAUGGCCAGAAUAAAUGGGGACCUUUUGCAAGUCACGCAACACAGAUUUUUGUAUGAUCCGCAACACGCGUCACAAGUUCGCAUCCUUCCAGACCCAGACACUUUUCCAGUUGAUACACGCCGACUUCUUAAACGACUUCAUUUCGACCGAGAUUCUCCCCGCGCUGGUGAAGAAGCCGAUCAUCUUUUCCGAGAAACACUCCCGGUUGCAGGAGGGCAUCCGGUGGUCGAUCAAGUAUUCCUUCGAAAAGGCGGCCGACAAGCGAGUGCCGGCGAAGGUCUUGUCGCUCCUACCGCUCCAGCAGUUGGAGGACCAGUUGGCGCAGUUUCCCGAGUGGAAAAACUAUCUGAAGGAGUACUGCGCGACGCAGCCGCUGCACCUGAUCCCGCACCACGUGAGGCAGUUGCUGCAGUGAACCAGGACGAGCUGAGGAGAUGCCGCUGUUUCGUGUGUGGCGGGGUAGAAGUCUUGCUAGGUGAUCCACCAGACGAUGAUAUUGGGGAACAGAACGGAAUAUCCCACUUUCGGUUUCGUCCUUCUUGUCACUUUGAAGCCAACAUUGAGACGUCGAGGACCACCAAGAAGUUCUUGUACUAGGCCGAAAUGAAUUUAAAUCAACAGCUGCCUCUGUUGUAUUAUAUUAAAAAAUAAUAUGCGUCUACUCCACCGAAGAUCAUGUGAUGGACCUUGAUGUGUCCAUUGUACUGCAGCCGAGGAGGUCCGCAGAGCUCCUUCGACUGGUCUGUAAGCUUAAGGU
Molecule: messenger RNA, 8514 nt
Organism: Amoebophrya sp. A120
Lineage: Eukaryota; Dinophyceae; Syndiniales; Amoebophryaceae
Source: the annotation of a GenBank genome assembly